Molecule: messenger RNA, 557 nt
Organism: Halichondria panicea
Lineage: Eukaryota; Metazoa; Porifera; Demospongiae; Suberitida; Halichondriidae
Product: cytochrome b5-like
Exons: 4
Coding region: 55-423 (122 amino acids)
Cellular component (GO): membrane; intracellular membrane-bounded organelle
Molecular function (GO): heme binding
Source: RefSeq, a predicted model, not a curated record
UGUGGUUUAGCUAAUGAAACUUGAUUGUUGUCAUUAUUAUUACUGAACUGAACAAUGAGCAGCUCAGCCUCCCUCCGCUCGUACACUCUCUCAGAGGUGGCGAGUCACAACACGGCCGAUUCACUGUGGUUGAUCAUAGAAGACAAGGUGUAUGACGUGACAGCCUUCAAAGCUGAACACCCAGGAGGAGAGGAGGUGCUACUGGAGAAUGCAGGCAAAGACUCGACUGUAGUGUUCCAAGAUGUGGGUCAUUCUGCUGAUGCUCUACAAGCAAGGGACCAGUACCUCAUUGGUCAAAUAGUCUCUGAGCCACCACAGCAACAAGAUGGGAGGUGUGAUGGCUCUUGCAAGAAAUGGCUUUUUGUGGUUGGAGUUGUGGCUGUUGCUGCAAUUGUCCUGUUGGCGUACAGAAAGUACAAGUGAAUAUUUAAUUGUAGCCAUUGAACAGUUUAAAUAUUGUAUAACAAUAAUUAUGUUGUUGCCAUGCACUAGGAUUUUUGGUGUAUGUUUAGUAUUAAAAUUAAGGUAUAAUUAUAAUAAUUAUACUGACACCUAAA